Messenger RNA from Aedes albopictus (Asian tiger mosquito), 1485 nucleotides. RefSeq lists its product as uncharacterized. The transcript has 2 exons. The record is from RefSeq and is a predicted model, not a curated record. Lineage: Eukaryota; Metazoa; Arthropoda; Insecta; Diptera; Culicidae. The coding region runs from base 198 to 1388 and encodes 396 amino acids.
AAUGAUUACAAACAACUCCAAACAACACAUCAGCAUACCCCUUGUGGGUACUUCUGUCCGCGGCCGCUGUUUCUGAAAAGUGCGUCUCCUGCAUGAAAGCGAUUGUUUUGCCGCAGACGACCUGAAAAGCAGUGAAUUCUGAAGCAAUAGACGUUGAAUACCUCAAAUUAGUAUCUGAACCAUUCCAGGCACUCGACAUGGAAGAAUUUCUCGAGGAUGAUAGCUACGAACCAAACGAAGACAACACAGUAGUGGAAAGUCUGGAAGAAGAGCAGGAAGCUGUCGAAACGAUUCUCGGUUCAGGCGAUCCUCGAUUCAUUAACGAAUUCUUGAUCUGCAAAAUGCUAUUUCGUCACCAGCAGUGCGAACCCAGUGUUGAUUUCGCGACUAUUCGUUCCAAUUCGUUGGAGGAAUUCAUGGAUAAUCUCUACCGGCUGGUUCAACCUUUCAUCAAACGAGAGAUUGAGUUUUACGAAAUGAAUCAGCCGAGCUGGGCAGAGAAAGAGUUUCCCACUCGGGAAGAUUUGAACAGAUUUGUGGCGUUCAAAGACAAGGUGCGCAAGCGGUCCUAUAGGAUUGAGCAGGUGACGGAAUUCAUGCUCAAACGGUGGAACGAGCGGGAAAUCAUACUGCAGGUUUAUACCUACUCAAGUAACUUGGACUCAAGAGCCGCGUGGGAUAUUGCCAGGCAAGUGCUGCUAGGGGAAGAAGGCCCAACAGACGAUGGUAUCAAAAAGGUAAUCAAGGCAGCACCGGACAACGACGAGAACAGGCUAAAAGCUAUCACGAGAAAGCUGCAGAAAAUCCAUCAAGCUCACUUGAAACCGAAAACCGAUGAUGCGUUCCAGCAGUGGGCUCAGCUAGUCAUGCAACAAUCAAGCAAGAAGUACAAAGAUUUCGGUUUCGGUAGGCUCCCAAAGAAGCUGCAGAACAAAUUCACGGUGAUGAAACGCAUAAGAGAGCGAAAAUCAAAUAGCAUUUGGGGGCCAGCACUACCAGGACAUUCCGCCGAUGGGUAUGGAUUCGAGGAAGAAGUCUACGCGCUUCGACAGACGGUGAUCCAAAUCAAGGAUCUUGUGGAAAUGUUGGAUAGGAGGGUGGAAAUGCUGGAGGAGAAGUGCCAGGGCUUCCGGCAAACGCGGAAUGGCGUUGCGCUCAAGAAGAACGAAAAGUACGACAGCGAUGGCGUCGAGGAGAGUGAAGACGGUGGCGGGAAUGACGACGCUCAGAUGGGAGAGGAAAAUGAAGAACCGGCUAUCAAUGUGGCGGCGAUGGUACAAGUCGACCUGGAGCAGCCAGGGGGAAGUCAAAGUGGACAUCCUGACCCACUGUUUCCAAUGGAGUACGAAGUGAAGGAGGAGAAUGAUGAGGUUGAGUCUGAUGAGUAGAUUUAGUUUUGAGUUAAUACAUUAUCGAACAUACAAUGUGUUGACGAUAAAGUUUGAUCCUAAAAAUCCCUAAUAAACACAUGAUUGAAUGACGAAA